This is a messenger RNA of Oncorhynchus mykiss (rainbow trout), 684 nucleotides long. NCBI's taxonomy places the organism in Eukaryota, Metazoa, Chordata, Actinopteri, Salmoniformes, Salmonidae. The record is from RefSeq and is a predicted model, not a curated record.
AUGUCUCUGAGCUGUAGAUAUGAAACAAGCAGCAGUAACAAUUACCUUAACUGGUACCAACAAUACCCUAACCAGGCACCUCAGUACCUACUGUAUAAAGGGAUGCCAUCAUCUUUUGACCAACUGGUGGAUCUGUCCAUCCGGUUGGAUAACCUGCUGGUCACCCGCGGAUGUCCAGAGGGGGCUCUGUCGGUUCCAUCUUCCAGCACCCCCGCUCUAGUGCCCAUGGAGCUGGGAGGGGCUGCGAAGUGGUAUUACUCUUCUCCCACUGAUCUCAGAGUAGCAGACAUGGAACCCUGGUUGAGGAAUGUACUGAUUCUUGCUGCAUUUUGUUAUGAAUGCAGAGGAGAAGACUCAGUCAUUCAGCCACCAGGAGAUGUGAUCGCUACUGAGGGAGAACAGGUCACACUGGAUUGUCAAUUUGAUACUCUAGAUACAAAUCCAUACCUGUUCUGGUACAAGCAGGGAGCUAAUGACUUCCCAAAGUAUAUGCUGAGGCGGGCGACUUUCGGAUCAGAUAAUGCCAUUGAAUUCCUGGGGAGAUUCGAUGCCCAUCUCAAUUUAACUACAUUAAAGUCAGCAUCAAAAUCAUUCCCCUUGACGAUCCAGAGGUUGCAGCUGUCUGACUCUGCUGUGUACUACUGUGCUCUGAGGCCCACUGAAUGGUAUGUGGAGACAGUGUGA